AUGCUUUCUGCCUCCAGAAGAUCUAUGGCUAAGGUGCCACGCUCCGUUCGUGGGCUCGCUACCGCCGGCCUUACCAGAGACUCGAAGGUCCACCAAAACUUGUUGGAGGACUACUCUUAUAUUCAAUACAAGAAGCACUUGGAGAACGUCAACAUCGUCAAGGAAAGAUUGAACAGACCAUUGACUUACGCCGAGAAGUUGUUGUACGGUCACUUGGACGACCCUCACGGACAAGACAUUGAGAGAGGUGUCUCUUACUUGAAGUUGAGACCUGACAGAGUUGCUUGUCAGGAUGCCACCGCUCAGAUGGCUAUCUUGCAGUUCAUGUCUGCUGGUAUGCCUCAGGUUGCUACCCCAUCCACCGUUCACUGUGACCACUUGAUUCAGGCCCAGGUUGGUGGUGCUAAGGAUUUGGCUAGAGCCAUUGACUUGAACAAGGAGGUUUACGACUUCUUGGCCUCCGCAUGUGCCAAGUACAACUUGGGUUUCUGGAAGCCAGGUUCCGGUAUCAUUCACCAGAUUGUGUUGGAGAACUACGCCUUCCCAGGUGCUUUGUUGAUUGGUACUGACUCCCACACUCCAAACGCUGGUGGUUUGGGUCAGUUGGCUAUUGGUGUCGGUGGUGCUGAUGCCGUCGAUGUCAUGGCCGGUUUGCCAUGGGAGUUGAAGGCUCCAAAGAUUAUCGGUGUUAAGUUGACCGGUAAGAUGUCUGGUUGGACCUCUCCAAAGGAUAUCAUCUUGAAGUUGGCUGGUAUUACUACCGUCAAGGGUGGUACCGGUGCCAUUGUCGAAUACUUCGGUGACGGUGUUGACACCUUCUCUUGUACCGGUAUGGGUACUAUCUGUAACAUGGGUGCCGAGAUUGGUGCCACCACCUCUGUGUUCCCAUUCAACCCAUCCAUGGUUGAGUACUUGAACGCUACCGGCAGAAGCGAUAUCGGUAAGUUCGCUGAGUUGUACCAGAAGGACUUCUUGUCUGCUGACGAGGGCUGUGAGUACGACCAGAUUAUCGAGAUUGACUUGAACACUUUGGAGCCUCACAUUAACGGUCCAUUCACCCCAGAUUUGGCUACCCCAGUCUCCAAGAUGAAGGAGACCGCCAUUGCCAACGGCUGGCCAUUGGAGGUCAAGGUCGGUUUGAUCGGUUCUUGUACCAACUCCUCUUACGAGGACAUGUCUCGUGCUGCUUCCAUCAUCACCGACGCUGGUGAGCACGGAUUGAAGGCCAAGUCCAUCUACACUGUCUCUCCAGGUUCCGAGCAGGUUAGAGCCACCAUUGCCAGAGACGGCCAGUUGAAGACCUUCGAGGACUUCGGUGGUGUCGUUAUGGCUAACGCCUGUGGUCCAUGUAUCGGUCAAUGGGACAGACGUGACAUCAAGAAGGGUGACAAGAACACCAUUGUCUCUUCUUUCAACAGAAACUUCACCUCCAGAAACGACGGUAACCCAGCUACCCACGCUUUCGUUGCUUCUCCAGAGAUGACCACUGCUUAUGCCAUUGCCGGUGACUUGGGUUUCAACCCAAUUACUGACACCUUGAAGGACGCUAACGGAAAGGAGUUCAAGUUGAAGGAGCCAACUGGUGUUGGUUUGCCACCAAACGGUUACGACCCAGGUGAAAACACUUACCAGGCUCCACCUGCCGACAGAGCCUCUGUUGAGGUUGUCAUUUCCCCAACCUCCGACAGAUUGCAGAAGUUGACUCCUUUCAAGCCAUGGGACGGUAAGGACGCCGAGGGUUUGCCAAUCUUGAUCAAGGCUGUUGGUAAGACCACCACUGACCAUAUCUCUAUGGCCGGUCCAUGGUUGAAGUACCGUGGACACUUGCAGAACAUUUCUAACAACUACAUGAUUGGUGCUAUCAACGCUGAGAACGGUGAGGCUAACAACGUCAAGAACCUCUACACUGGUGAGUACAACGGUGUCCCAGACACUGCUGCUGCCUACAGAGACGCUGGCCACAGAUGGGUUGUCAUUGGUGAUGAGAACUUCGGUGAGGGUUCUUCCAGAGAGCACGCUGCUUUGGAGCCAAGAUUCUUGGGUGGUUUCGCUAUCAUUACCAAGUCUUUCGCUCGUAUUCACGAGACCAACUUGAAGAAGCAGGGUUUGUUGCCAUUGAACUUUGUCAACGUCGCUGACUACGACAAGAUCAACCCAGAGGACACCGUUGACCUUCUCGGUUUGACCACUCUUGCCCCAGGUAAGAACGUCACCUUGAGAGUCCACCCUAAGGAUGGCUCUCCAGCUUGGGAUGCUGAGUUGUCCCACACUUACAACUCUGAGCAGAUCGAGUGGUUCAAGUACGGUUCUGCUUUGAACAAGAUGGCCAGCGCUUAA
Messenger RNA from Sungouiella intermedia, 2337 nucleotides. Lineage: Eukaryota; Fungi; Ascomycota; Pichiomycetes; Serinales; Metschnikowiaceae. The record is from the annotation of a GenBank genome assembly.